Messenger RNA from Spirodela intermedia, 312 nucleotides. The record is from the annotation of a GenBank genome assembly. Lineage: Eukaryota; Viridiplantae; Streptophyta; Magnoliopsida; Alismatales; Araceae.
AUGGCGCUGAGGAAGGCGAACAAGCUGAGCCAGACGGCGAUGCUGAAGCAGAUCGUGCGCAGGUGCUCGAGCUUGGGGAGGACCGGCGAACAGGAAGAAGGGCUCCCCCUCGACGUCCCCAAGGGCCACUUUGCCGUCUACGUUGGGGAGAACAGGAGCCGCCACAUCGUCCCCAUCUCCUUCCUCACCCACCCUGGUUUCCAGAGCCUCCUCCGCAGUGCAGAAGAGGAAUUCGGCUUCGACCACGACAUGGGCAUCACGCUCCCCUGCGAAGAGGUCGUCUUCCGGUCCCUCACUUCGUUGCUCCGGUGA